AUGUUUGAUCCGGUUGGAUAUCGGCUGGGGUUUGCAAGCAGGUUUACUGUCGGCAUCACGCGCGACCUGCAGUCGCUGGCGGCCAGCAACCGGGGCGACAGCGAGAGCGACCUGCACGACCAGACGCCCGACACGGACGACUCGGGCGCGCACUCGUACCCCGAGGCGCUGCCCAGCGCUUUCGGUGCGCCCGCGGGAGGCGGCGGUAGUGGGGGCGCGGCGUCGUCCUUCAAGCGUGCGCCCGUUAUGGGUGGCCGCGGCCUGGAGCAGCGCGGCAAGAAGGCGCGCGGCGCAGGGCCUGCGGCCGCUGCCACCAAGGACGCGGCCACGGCGGGGCCCGGCGCGCAGAAGGUGGUGCAGGUGGCGGCGCUGGAGGUGAAGAACGUGACUCGUGCCAUCAACCGCUACGGCACGCUGCCCAAGGGCGCGCGCAUCGGCGCCUACCUAGAGUCGCUGCGCCAGAGCGGGCUAACGGCGGGCGACGGCGACGGCGCAGUGGGCGACGAGCGCUGCUGUGACGAGCUGGCGGCAGCGGCGGCUGCGGCGGCGGGCGACGCGGCGGGAGGCGUGCUCCCCUUGCGCGCCGCUUCCCCCCGCACCAACAUCCGCACGCAGCGCAGAAUGAUCCGUAGCAAAUCGUCAGCACACACCACGCGGCACACCGGUCGUGCGCCGACGGGCAAGCUCGCCCCGGCGCUCGGCCUUCUCCUGGCGCCGGCGCUUCCCGCGUUGCGCACCUUCCCGCGCGGCCGGCCCUCCGGCAACGUCGAGCGGCCGUGGGCCCCGCUUUAUCCGGGGCGGCAGCCCUCGCGCGCCGCGCAGCCCUCGCUGGCGGACCUGGACUUCCCACGCCCCCCGCCGACUCCCACCACCACCCGAGGAAUUCGACAAUUUGCGAGGGCCCUCCCGCCACGCCGGAGCCACCCCUUUCCUCUCGGGCGCCGCGUCCCCCAGCCCCGAACGAAAGACGCCGUGCGCCCCGGGGGCGGGCGGCGUCCCCCCCGGGCGUUGGGGGCCCCGGCCGCCGGCUUAAGUCACAGCGCUAGCCUUGAUCCGCCCUGCGGGCGCCGGCCUUGGCUGCCCGCGCCCUCCGACGCAUCGCGCGGACCGACCGACACGCCCCGCCCCGCGCCCGCCACCGGCGACGGAGACGGUGACGCUGGCGCUAGCGCCCGCAGGCGGGCGACCGUGCGCAACACGGAACCGUCUGUGGAGGAGGCGUCGCGCGCUUCGGCGGUGUCCCUGCGCCGUCGCGAGCCUCUCACGGACUCGUGGCAGCAGCGCGGCGCUCCGGGCGGCGGAGACGCGACCGGCGCGGGCGGCCGCCGCAACUCCAAGGGUCGCCCUUCCGACCCGCCCACCCAGCCCCCCGCGUUUCCAGCCGUUCGCUUUCCUUCGCCCGCGACGCCCGCACGCCGGCGUUCUCCCGCCAGCGAACGGCGUUCCUUGCGCUGGCGUCGCCGCCGGUGCUCCCUCCGCCGCCGCCGCCCCCGCCUGAGGCCACCGCAAAGCGUAUCGCCGCCUACCGUGGGGCGCGAGCUGCGUGGGUGUCCAGUUUUGGGUGAGGCCGACGCGCGGGUCAUGCGCGCUACAAGAACGAAACAGUCGGCGGGCGACGGCGGUGAGCGCCGGUCGGCGGGCGCCGCCGCCUGCAAAGUCUUUAAAAACGUGCACCCGGGCAUGAAGGAAAUGCUGGAGCUGAAACUAGUAGCCGAGAUCAAGGAACGCGCAGACCUCAAGUUCGGUCGCAACAAGGAGUCCCCGUCGCAGACCGAAGGCAAUGAAGGUGCGGCAUCGUCUGGCGUUGCCCCUCUCGACCCCGCGUCACAACUGGUCUGCGAAUUGGCGGAAGGCCUGCAGCAGGAACCCGCAGCACCCGAGCCCUCGCCUGCAGGGCCUGCUCCGGCUCCCGUGGUCGGCCCAGCGCGCGGACCCGCUUCGCCCGUCGACUACAAGGUGGGGCUCCGCAAAUUCAGCCGCGGGUCGGAUGGUGGUGGUGUGGGAACGAGCGCUCCCAACAAGAGCGAACCUGCGCUCACGGGCUUCAAAGCGCAGCUGAAGAAAUUUGAACCGGGGACCAAGCGAUCCGAACCUGAGGAACCUCCGUCGGGAACCAUCAUAGACUUCAAGGCGCGGCUACGGAAGGUGGACGCGGGUGCGACGACAGCGCGACGCUCCGCCGACGGCGCCGACGAGGCCUCUGCGGAUGCGGACUCGGGGGCGACACUGACGCCAGCAGACGCACUGUGCGGCGACGACGACGCGCGCAAGCGUGACAGCACCGUGAGCGCGCACAGCGUCGACGGGUCGGCAGCGAAGGCGUCCGCGGGCGGCGGGACCGCGAACCCCAGCGGUAACAGCGGUGGAGCGGAGGAAAGCGAAGACAAGCGUCGCAGCACCGGUAGCAUCAGCAGCCUCAAGAAGCUGUGGGAGAGUAAGGAGUCGACUGUGGGGGCGGGUGACGGGACGGUGGCGGGAGCGGCGGGCCAGCUUAGUCCCAAGCUUGCUCCCAAAGCCGGCGCGGCGGCCACAGCGGCGUCGAAACCAGAGGUCCCUGCACGUCGCGACGCCCCUGCAACAACGGUGCCCGCGGCGGCGGACGAGGACGCGUCGCCCGAGGAGAAGCCCGCACCCGCCCAGCAGCGCCGAGUGUGGCCGCCGCCGGCGCCGGCCGACGAGAAGCCGGCUGUGCCUGUGAAGCCCGCCGUCAAGACAUUGAAGCCCGUCCUUGUGAAAGCGGGCGGGCCGGCCAUCUACGCCACACCGCAACAGCAACAGCAGGGAUCGGGAGGUGGCCCGGUGGCGGCGGCGGCGGCGGCGGCUUCCGCCUGCUCCGUGGGGUCGGGUGCGUCCAAGGGAACUCGCGAAGGCGGUGGCGAGGAAGGCGGAGAAGAGAAAAGCGAGCGCGAUAGCGUGCUGGAGAUCUCGGCGGCUCUGGAGACGUCGCUGUCGUCGCUGCGGGGUGCGUCCGCCGUGUCACCCGGCAGCUGGCUGCAGCUGUCGGACAAGGUGGGGCUGUUCCACACAUCGUGCGUGGGGUACGCGGACCGCGUGCCGCCGCACGCGCGCUUCCACUUCCGCGAGCUGCUCACCCGCCUGGAGACACAGGCUCGCCAACUGCGCUGCGCCGGCGCGCGCAACUCUGCGGACAACUCACGCCUGUUCAGCGAGGUGCAGAACACGGUGCGCGAUGUUAUCAACGUUGUGCAAAGAUAA
This is a messenger RNA of Gryllus bimaculatus (two-spotted cricket), 3216 nucleotides long. The record is from the annotation of a GenBank genome assembly. Lineage: Eukaryota; Metazoa; Arthropoda; Insecta; Orthoptera; Gryllidae.